This is a messenger RNA of Sclerotinia sclerotiorum 1980 UF-70, 1623 nucleotides long. RefSeq lists its product as hypothetical. The transcript is spliced from 4 exons. The record is from RefSeq and is a predicted model, not a curated record. Bases 1 to 1623 code for a protein of 540 amino acids. Lineage: Eukaryota; Fungi; Ascomycota; Leotiomycetes; Helotiales; Sclerotiniaceae.
AUGAACAUCUGUAAUGGCGAUCGAAAAGUGUUCACCCAACCCAGGAGGACCAGGCGGCUCAAGGUAUUUAUUCCCUACGAAAAAAACGGGCAUAGUCUUCAAAAAAUCAUUGGCAAAAACCACGAUGUAAUUAGUUUUGAUCCACGAGGAGUAGGAGCCUCAACCCCUCUCAUAAACUGUUGGGCCUCGAAACAAAUUUCCCAAGCCUGGAAAUUAAGUGAUGUAGGACUUGUGGAUUCGCAUCCGGGGAUGCUUUAUGAUGCGUACGCAAGAGCGAGUGCUCUGUCUCAUACAUUUCAGGAGAAUAUGCAGCGAGAAGCAGAAGAUAGAGGAGAGGAAUCAUUGUUGAGGUUUGUGAGUACCACAAGUGUGGCUCGUGACAUGCUUGAGAUUAUGGAGAAGAGUGGGACGGAGAAGAUGAGGUAUUGGGGGUUUAGUUAUGGGACUUUUUUGGGGGGAGUCUUUGCUGCUAUGUAUCCUGAUAGGGUGGAGAGAAUGGUUAGUGAUGAUUACAUCGAAUGGUCAACCAAUAGCCAUACCUCCUUCCUCCACGACUCUGACAAAAUAAUGGAAGCAUUCUAUCACUACUGCCACGCAUCUGGCCCCCAAAACUGCGCCUUCUACUCGUCUACCCCCUCCAAAAUCUCCACUCGUCUAGAAAAUCUCCUCACCACCCUAAAAACCCACCCCAUAAUCGUCCCUCCAUCAGACCCCACCCUCUUCCCCGAAAUAAUAACAUACACCUCCCUCAAACGCCUCAUCUCAGCCACACUCUACCGACCCAUCCUCCUCUUCCCAACUCUAGCAAAUGUUCUCCUCUCCCUCGAAACCGGCGACGGAAUCCCCUUUCUCAAUUUCAUCUCUACACUCGAUUUGCACGAAUCUUUUACCUGCGAAUGCGAUGUUAGCAGUAAUGGAAUUUUAGCACCAGCAAAAGAAAAAGAAGAAGAAGGAACAGAUGAUGCUAUGGCUGCUAUUAUGUGCUCCGAUGGGGGAAUCAUGAAUGAAACUGUUUCGGAAUUUGAAGUUUAUGCGGAUACACUUAUGGAGGGAGCAUUGAUGACGGGUGCUGCGAAUGUAGAGGUUAGAAUGUCGUGUGUGGGAUGGAAUGUAGUGCCUAAAUGGAGAUAUACCGGUAUCAAUUUCCCAUCUCUUCCCACUCUAUCUCAUUUCUCCACAUCAUCAUACUUCCAAAAUCCCCCAUCUAUGCUAACCACCCCAGGACCCUUCACCUCCACCACCAAUCACCCAAUCCUCUACAUCGCCAACCGUGCCGACAAUGUCACACCACUCCGUAGCGCCCUCUCCAACGCUAAAAACUUCCCUCGCUCUAGAGUAGUAAUCCAGAAUUCAUUCGGUCAUACGAGUUUAGCUGCGCCGUCGAUAUGUACUGCGAAGAUUAUCCGGGCGUAUUUUCAAGAGGGGCUGUUGCCGGAGAAUGGGAUGGUUUGUGAGGGGGAGGGGCGGUUAUUUGGUGGGGAGGGGAUGAGAGUCGCUGGGGAUGAGAUUGGGAGGGGGGAAGGAGAGCGGGGUGAAUGGGAGGAAGAUGAAGAACUUAAAGAAGCAGGACGGAAUUUAAUGUUGAGUGUUGAUUUUUCUUGGAGAUGGGAUUUGUGGUUGUGA